This is a messenger RNA of Danaus chrysippus (African queen), 723 nucleotides long. Lineage: Eukaryota; Metazoa; Arthropoda; Insecta; Lepidoptera; Nymphalidae. The record is from the annotation of a GenBank genome assembly.
AUGUCAGAUUCAGAGGGUGAGAUUUCUGCAGUUCAAGAUUUUAAGGAUAUUGCCGAUGAAAUUCAGCGAUGUAAGAAAAAUCCUGAAACUGCCAAUAUGUUUGUGUCUGGCUGGGAUGACGCAGAUCAAGAUGUGGAAGUAGUGAAAGAUCCGAAAGCUGAUCCUAAUACACACAUCCUUUGGGCUGCUGAACAUGGGGAAUUGGAGACUGUCAAAGAACUAGUAGCAAAACAACAUGGCUUAAUCCAUGUCAAAGAUGAAGAUGGUUACACUCCAUUACACAGGGCUGCAUAUAGCAAUCAUGUUAAUGUAAUAUCAUUUUUAAUAAGUGUCGGUGCUAACAUACAUGCAAAAACAGAACUUGGUUGGACACCUUUACAUUCCGCUUGUAACUGGAAUAAUUAUGUGUCUGCUGCAAGAUUGUUAGCUGCCGGAGCUGAUCCUGCAGCCUCAUCAGAUGGAGAACAAACACCCUUGCAUCUGGCUUCAGCAAUAAGUCACUGUAAAUCAACUUUACUUAUAUUGCUUCUACGAGAAGAUGCUGUAGAGAUAUACAGGCGACCCAACAGUUCUCAAGAAACUCCAGAACAGUUAGCCAUUUCUCAUGGAAUCUAUUCUCCAUUGUUUGAGAUGGCACUGCCCUCAGCUUCAUAUAUUAGAUCCAUAGCUUUCACUAGCAAUCCUUAUGUCAGAUCAGAUAACAAUAAUUCAUUGCGACUGUAA